AUGUUUCUCUCUGUACCUCGAUCAACACAUGUCGCAGGGACAAAUCAAUUUGAUAAGCAUACAAAAGUUGGGCUUUACUCGGGGUUCGAUACAACACAGGAAUGACGUGGCUGCGUCUUCCAUACACGUGUGAACUAAUGAAAACGUGUCCCGUAUACAUAUAUCCGGGUUUGCUGAAAUUCUCCAAAGGAUAAAGAUGAAAUCUGUGUGGGUUUCCAUGGUGAUUUUGUUAACAAUCUUGGAUAGAACUUCAUCUAAGGUGGGCUUUCCUAAAGACCAGAAAAUGGAUAUCCUAUUUCCGCCGUAUAUCGUGCCUUCCGGUCACGGGAUUCCCGAUGGUCACCUGCGACCCCUGGGAUGGCAGAAGAGAUCCAGUGGCAGGAUCAUGGAGACACCGGAAAUGCCAAGUGCGCAUUCGCUGUACGUAAAGUACAUCAAGAACAACAAACCAGUCCUGAUACACGACGCCCUUCAGAAGGUCAAGGUCAUGUCAGACUGGGAGGACGAUAUAUACCUCAAAAGGCAAUUUGGUGAUCUGAACGUGACAGUGACCGUAAAAAGACAGGCCAUUCUUCAGGACGUGCAGCAUGAACAGCACGUGAUGAAGUUCAAAAAGUUCAUAAUGGAUUACAUGUACGAGGAGUGGUACCUCGUCACUCCAGUUCCUAGACAAAUGAUGGCUGAUCUUCCGUUGCCAGGAUGCCUGAAAUGUGGCACAUUCUACGAGCGACUGUAUGAGGCGCGGUUAUGGAUGAGCAGCGGCGGUACAUCGUCACGCCUUCACAGUCACGAGGACCAUGAUUUGCACUGUGUGCUGUUUGGCAGAAAGGAUUUCAUUAUUGUGGACGAAAAGUACAAGUGGAACUUUCUUUAUGAGGAAAACUACAAGAAUUCUGGUUCCGGUCACUCUCCCAUUGACGUAGACAAGGUGAAUAUGUUCAAAUUCACCGAUGUCUCGACCACCCCCUGGAAUCAUGCCACUCUGACGUCAGGAGAUUGUAUUCUUAUACCGGCCGGAUACUUACACCAGGUGCGAUCCUAUGGCCGUGGUAUCUCCUAUUCCAUUCUGUUUUCACCUUCGCUUGAGUACGACUCUUCUGACUGUAAGAAAAUCCUCUCAGACGACGACACAGUGAGAGAUGAAGAAGACUUGAUAAAGAGGGUUUCCCUUGCGGACGCCAAAUAUAUGUGGAUAGACAGUGAAGGAAACAGGGUUUUGAACCCUGAUACAAAAGAAGCAAGUGAACUGAAAGUUGCAUUGCUGCGUUUGUUGAGGACUAAAGAUCAUUUCUACGUUGAGCAGUUUGAACACUUUUACAAUGAUGCCAUGAAAAGGUUUGAGAAUAAGCCCCCAGCAGCAGACGUUUUCACUGUACUGUCUUCCAGUGUAGGCCGUGACUAUCUGACUAGAGAUGACAUCACCCUUCUCAGUGACGACAUUCUGGCGACACUCUCACGUGUUCUCAAAGAUGGACAAUUGCCGCUGACGGUCACAAAAAGAGUGGAGCUUUAGGAGUUCAUUUACGUGUUUCAUCAUAGUUCAUCAUAAAAUGAUGUCCGUUACAGAUGACACUUUCUCUCUCUCUCUCUCUCUCUCUCUCUCUCUCUCUCUCUCUCUCUCUCUCUCUCUCUCUCUCUCUCUCUCUCUACCUUAUUUAUCUGUCUAUCUAUCUAUCCAUCCAUCAUACAUUUCAUGUAUCAUGUAAACAAAGAAUGGAAAGCCUGUAGAAGAAAGUUCAUGUAGAAACAUGUUUGAAUCUGUCACAAUAAUUAUUCAUUUGUAUCACAUUCGGAGAUCAAUUUGAAUGUUCCCGUCCGUAACAAUAAACUAGUAUGUAUAAAAUAUA
Ostrea edulis (European flat oyster) is the source of this 1847-nucleotide messenger RNA. RefSeq lists its product as uncharacterized. The record is from RefSeq and is a predicted model, not a curated record. Gene Ontology annotation, molecular function: 2-oxoglutarate-dependent dioxygenase activity. The coding region runs from base 197 to 1513 and encodes 438 amino acids. NCBI's taxonomy places the organism in Eukaryota, Metazoa, Mollusca, Bivalvia, Ostreida, Ostreidae. The transcript has 8 exons.